GGGCAAUCUAAAUGUCUUCCAUUUUUGAGAGGGGAUUAUCAUCGAGAUAGCGGUUUUCAAGACGAGGUUCGCUUUUGCUUUUGACCCAGUCUGAGAAAGAAGGUAUAUUCAUCUGUGUACAUCUUUAAGGAACCUGCAUUGCUCCGGUAGUGGAAAUUAAUGGAAGAUCGAAUGACGGUUUCUUUGGCGGGUUCGAGGAGCCUCUUGCACCGAUCGAUUGUCGCGUGCUAAAAGCUAGUAAAUGGCGGCAUUCAUGGAGUAAAACUUGUUAAAGGUGACAUGGAAAACGACAAUGGAGGAAAAGUUCCGGUGUCUUCUCAGAUCCCAGAGAAUGAUUCAGGAACAAAGUAUACAAUACCGGGAAUUUUGCACUUCAUUCAACACGAAUGGGCUAGAUUUGAGAUGGAUCGAGCGCAUUGGGAUGUCGAGAAAGCAGAAUUGCAGGUAAACUUAAAUCGACUUUCUGGUCCCUCUUCGAAACCUUUUAACUUAAAUACGUUCCUCGAAUUUCAUUUUUGUCAUUCAAAGCGACCCUUGUUACAUCAAAGCGGUAUAUCGGAGGAAAGAGUUGUGUACUUAUUUUCGUUUAUAGUAAGGUCAAUCUACAAAAUGAGCUUCGAUUCUUGCUUAUCGUGUCGGUGUUUUGAUCCAAUUUUCGGUUACUUCUGAAGCGUUCUCUCAGUAUUUUCUAACCGAAACUGAAUCGAAUAAGCACUAUUGCCAUGUUUAUUUUUCUUUAUGUAGGAUUCUGAGAAUAUUACUUAGUAUAGAGCCUAAAAUUUUUAGCAAUUGGUUGUCCUUCCAUCGCUCGAUCGACGCCUGUUGGUGGAAUCUACAGAUAUUGGUCCAGAGAGGAAAUUUCGACAAAGUAGCAAUUGAUGCUACUUUCAUUGACUUUUAAACACUUACCGUCAUUGGAAUAAAAAGAAAUGUUCUUUCAGUGGUUGUGGAAUAUUUAAGGUCAAUGAUUAUGAAAAGUUUUGUGUACAUGUAAUUUGUAUCUUGAAAUUUGGCCAUUUCUAGACGAUCUCGAAUGCUCUUUCGAUAAUUGAAUUCCCCUUAGCUUGCCCAUGUUUGAAAAACAGACUGAUCUUAUUUCCUGGACGUAAAUUUGGUUGGACGUAUUCGAAUUCGCUUGAAAGGCUUAUUUCUGUUCUUGUGAGGGUCGAUUUUUGAAUGGGUUUAUUUCAAGUUGAUUAACAUUUGACAAAGGACCAAACUCCGCAUGUGUGUACUGUCUGUGAAUAUUUAUUUUGAAAAAUUACCGAUCAUGUUUGAAAUAAAUUCUCAGUGUUCAUAUAACUAAUAUUUUAAAAGUGAAGUACUUCUUUUCAUUUUAGACAGUGCAUUUUUGAAAAAUUCAGAGGUGACACAGGAAUACUUGUCUAAAUUUUAUUCAAAUCUUAUGCCCGACUGAUAUUUUAACACUUUUAAAUAAAUAGCUCUUGUGAUGCAUAUAGCUUUAUCAGUUUUGUUUACAAACAACAGUGAUCUAAAUACAUCGCUAUUCAUAAGAUAAUCAGAUGCUAAUAAUCAAUGAUAUUUUGUACAAUACUUUUAGUCAAGUUGACUUUUAUUGUAAAGAGGGAUUAUGAGUUAUAACAUUUAAAUAAAUUAUUAAGCAUCACCAGUGGUUCAAGAUCAAAGCUUCUUGAAUCUCUGAUCAACAAAGACCUGUUGCUUCCCCCCAAAAAAUGUUAUUUCUACCCUUAAAUGUAUUUACUUUUGAAGAAAUGGCUUAUCUCAUUUGAAAGUUUGACAGUUUCUUAAUUGACUCAAGAUUGAAAUGACAAGUUUUUUAAAUCCUGACUAUUUUUGUGAAUUUAGUUUUGUUUGUUUAUAUAUUUUGCUCAUCUGGUGUUUAUAUAUUUUUGAAUUUGUCUGUUUAAGUUCUUAAUAUCAAUUUCAUUUGUUUUAUAAGUGUUACUAUGUUCAAGGUUUUAAUUUAAGCUUAUUACCCUCUUAUUGAUCCCAAUUAAAAUAAUUUAGAAUUUGUGUUUUUGAAAAUAUCUCCUGGUUAUUUUUAUCUUGUGCAAUUUUGUCUUUGCUUUUGAAAAAAACCUGUUUAUAUUUAGAUACAGAAUGUUUUUUAUGUCUUGUUAAAAUUUUACCUAUGAAUACUUAAGGAAUUGAAGGUGGUAGUAGUAGUGAUAGUGGUAGAAGUGGUAGAAUUUCCUCAUUCACAACAACAACAGGGCUGUGUUUUGAAGAACAAAAAAAGCUAAGAAAAGCAAAAAUUAAAAUAAAAAAAAAACUAAAAGAUAUGUUAUGAAAGUAAUAAGUGUAUUUGAAUUGAGAAAAUUUGUUACAGUAGAGGAUUAAGAUCUGUAAAAUGGAAUAACUUCUGCAAUGCGCUUAAAUUACAUACAGUAACACUGUACGUAAAGCGCAUCUCAGAGGUUCUUCUGCUUUAAAGAUUUAAUCCUCUAUCACAUGAGCUCGUCAAAUUUAUCAGCCAGAGAGUAUUACCAUUAUUUAAGGCUAAAGGCUCUUAACUUAUUGACAGGAAAUAAGGACUUGCACACUUUGAAGGAGGAAUUACUGAUAUUAGUGCAAUCUUUUCACAGGCUCGUAUUGCAUUUCUACAAGGGGAAAGGAAAGGACAAGAGAAUCUUAAACAUGAUCUGAUUAGGAGAAUCAAGAUGUUGGAAUAUGCUCUGAAACAAGAAAGGUAUCAGUGAUUAUUAUUAUUAUUAUUAUUAUUUACUUGGUUACUUGUAACAAGUUUAUCAUUGUUACCAUUCUUCCCUCCAUACACUCUUAUCCCUAAACAAUUUAUUUUGUUUCUUUUCUUGCAGAGCAAAAUAUCACAGACUUAAAUAUGGUACAGAAGUGUCACCAGAAAAGAUGUCAAAGGAAGACGAGAAUGUGAACCAGGAAGCUCAUAGGGAUAGCAGCACCAAUAACACAAAACCAGUUGUAAAUUGGCGACAGGGUCGACAGUUACUUAGACAGUAAGUUUUACUUUGGUUAAAGUAGCCAUUUGACCCCCUAGGGUGACUAGCAUCUCAUUUCUCUCUACAUUAUCACCCUUGAGACAAAUAUUAAGGUCAUGAGAAUAAAGGAAAUGAUCAUGAACUAAAGAAGCUUUUGAUUGUAAAACAAAUUCUCCUUGUCAGCCUCUUAGGAAAUGUAUAGAGAACAGUAUGGAGAAUAUGAAUGCUGAUGUGAGGGUCUGAAGGGUUAAGAUAGGAAAAUGCCAGCUGAUGAGUCUUAAUAAUGGGGGAUAGCAACAAGUUUGUGACCUUUCACUCUGUGCAGUGGAACAUCAAAUGGUGGAACAAGAGUCACAGCAUGCACAUUGUAACUUGAUUGUGGAUUGAAUUAUGCGAAUAAAAUGUGGUCACAAGUGUAAAAGAAUUACAGAACAACCUUAACCUUCAGACUCCAAAAUCAGCAUGUAAAUUCUCUAUAUUGUUUUCUAUGCAUUACUUAUGGCAGUGACAAGGAUAAUUUAGUUGAAAGUCGAGCCUCUUGAGUGGGUGAUCAUUUCAUUUAUUCUUGUCACCUUUAUGUCUAAUUCAGGGUUGAUAUUGUAAGGAGAAAUUAGAUGCUAGUCACUCUGAGGGGUUAACAGGUUAAUAAAUGGUAGUGGGCAUAGUGCAUUACAAUAUUCACAGUGUUCUCCCUUAUUUUAAGCAUGACAGGUAAAAUAAAUUUUCAAACCAGUAAAGCAAUCCUUUUACCUGUUGAAUUUUCAAGAAUUCCAAGCAAUUUUAAAUGGUAAUAAGGGGUACUACAAGUGGUUACUGCCUGACAAGGAGAACACUGUAUUCAGGCUUUGGAAUUGAACAGAUGGUGAAUUAAUUUUUUAAGGAAUAAACUUAGUUACCAUAGUCCCAAAUUGAGACUAUGGUUAUAAAGGCCAUGGAAUAAAGGCAAAAUCAAAUGUAUUAUAAGCAGAAGAGGGAUUAUCAGUUAUUAAUUAUUGUGGUUCAUCAUCUUGUAGAUACCUUCAGGAGGUUGGCUAUACAGACACUAUUUUGGAUGUACGCUCCUCGCGAGUGAGAUCUAUACUUGGUCUGUCGGUAGCAGAUGGUUCUGCACCAGAUCACCCCCAGCCAAAUGGUAUUUCUGGUAAAAGCAGGGGAAAUGAAUAUGCAGUAAUUGAGGAGCAUGCACGAUCUCCAAAAAGAAACGAGGUUGGCAUUAUCAGAAAGUUGCCAGAUGAAGAAUCUGAUGGUGCUUUGCCCAUAAUUUCUGGGAAACGGUAAGGGAUUAUUAUCAGUAUUAUUAUGAAGUGAAACCACAGUAUAAUGGAAACUUGUAUGUAGCCACCCUAUAAAAUUAACCGCCUCUUUUACUGUCACCUCUCAUUGUUGAAAAAAAGUGGCAUUCACUCAUUUCCUUAGUUUAUGACCCCAUUAUUGUAAUAUUAGCAGGAAUCCCUCUCAACCAUAAAAAAAGUAAGUUUUUCAGUGAAAGUAAAUCCACAAAAAUAGCAAUGGCAAAGGUAACCAAAUCAUUUUUUCAACCAACAGGAUUCUGCGAUCUGGGCAAUGCUAUGGUCUCCUUUGUAUCACCAGAGAUUUCCUUUUUAAUUUUUGGUGCUGUAUGGCCACAAACAAAAUAUAUGGCUGUAUAUUUUGAAAUAUAACAUGUACUUGUGAACUUAUUGCAUUAUAGUACAAGGAAAUCCAAACUUCCAACAUUUUUAGUGACUUUGUUGAAAGUUUUGUGUGAGUGGUGAUGGGCAGAUUUUCAAUUCAGAAAAUUGUGUUCCAGCUUUUUGUUCAUGGUUGAUAGAGCUUUUUAACUUUCUUGUUUACUUCUCAAGGAUUUGCUCACUAUGUGAAUCAUUUAGUCAGGGUAAUGCAGCAAAUAUAAUUUAGAUGGUGUGCUCAAUCCAACAUUCAUCACUAUGUUUUGGGAGUUAAAAGGCAAAGGUAAUCUGUUAAAAUUUCUUUCUGGACUAAUUUUGUUCUGCAACAGGGUGCCAGUGCGACCUGUUGUGAAUUCAAGAGCACCUAUUGAGGAUGAUCUUGAGACAGAAGCUGCAGUACUUGCCAACUUUGACUUCCUGCAAAAUGAUGUGGAAGAUGAGGAAGAUAAUGAGGAUGAUAAUGAUGAUGAUGGAGGAAGUGCUGAUGACGAAUCUGAUGACAGGGACGAUUUGAGACUAGGACGGAGGAUGGGCAAGAGAGCCAAACAAGGUGUGGUUCUGCUGCCUUUUUUAGUGAGAUGCAAACCCUUAGGGUCAGAGCAAAACUUGCUUUCAUGGUGUUAUCAGUCAUCAGUUAUCAUCGUAACAGCCACUGAAAAGCAAAAGUGAACAAAAUUGAUUUAUGAUAUUUAACAAGACAAAUUAUCACCUCUGGCUGUCAUCUUUUUGAGUCUUGCUUGAACAUGGUUACAUUAAGCCACGUAAUUGAACCAUACAAUACUUGUUUGUAUUAUGGUAUUGCAACAGUAUCAGUUAUAAAGAGAAAGAUAAUGAACUGUUGUUGUUGUUCCUCUCAAGAUUUGAGUAAAGAUGCUGUUGAUGAAAUGCUCAGCGUAGAUGAUGAAACUGCUGAUGCACUGGCAGAAUUUGAUUUUGUGAUGGGUGAAGAUUCUGGUUCAGAGACAGAUGUAACAGUGAUUGAAAUGGAAGACAAUACUGCUGUGUUAGAAGAUAUGGAUAUUACUAUGCCAGACGAAGGAGAAUACCCUGCCCCUCAAGGUAAGAAUUGUAGUUCUUGCUUGUUUUAAUUUACAUUUAUGUUUGUACACUAAACUGCACUUUCUGGCCAUUCCGAAAAUACAUUGUGCUUUGUGGUGAUAUCAGGGUAACAUAUGAUCAAUACCCAAGAGAACUAGAGAGUGAUUUCGUACAUUUUCUUUGAGCUUGGCUAAAUUGAUUCUAGUUUUUUUAGCUUUUCAUAGAUUUGAUGGUUUAUUUCUGCUUAAGCUUGAAGUUACCUUGCAAAGAAACUUUUAAUUAACAAUUUAAAUUCUUUUAUACAAAUUUCUUUAAUUUCCCAAAACAAAAUUAAUGAGUGGUGAUAUAUUUAUUUUGUAGAUGCCAGAGAUGGGUCUGACACUCAGGUUUGUUUUGUUAAAUACUCUGCAAUUACAUGCAUUUUUUUUUAAUAAGAACUUUCAGUUUUGAGAAUAACUGUUCAUUACAAACUCUGACCAUAAGUCGCUGAUGAUCUUAUUGUUGGUAGAUGCUCUCAGCUGUGGUCUAUUUUACACAGUCAAUUAAAAAUUAUUGCUUCAGUACUUCUACUGUGUCAUGUAGUGCGAGUCUUUCCCUUAACCCAUUAGCCCCUAAGAGAGGCUAGUGUAUAAUUUCUCCUUACAAUAUCACCCCUGAAUCACUCGUUAAGCCCAUGAGAAUGAAGGAAAUGAUCAGUAACUAAAGAAGCUCUUGAUUGUUUAAUAAAUUCUCCUUGUCAGUACCAUAGGAAAUGUCUGGAAAACUGUUUGGAGAAUAUACCUACUGAUGUUAGGGAUUAAAAUGUUAAUGGAGUGUGCACUGACUUGAGGUCAUGUUACCCUGGAACAUUGGCACAAAUACCAGCCUACCACAACUGCGUAGCAGUUAUUCACAUGACCAAAAAUAUCUAGUAUUUUGAAAGAUGUUUUUUACGUCUGUUAAAUGUCCACACAACAAAUUUAAGCGAUGAAAGCUGUUUACUAUAUGUCUGCAAGGUUAAGGUUAGGGUUAGGUUAUUUAAAAAAAAUAUAAGUUUCAAUUUGCUUGUCAUUAUUUUUUACUCAAGUUGCAGUUUUUCUUUUGCAUUCUAGAAUGAAUGGGGAGUUGAUUCAAACUUGCUGGCCAAGUUGAAAGAACAGUACAAGAAAGAAAGAAAGACUAAAAAGAGUCAAAAGAGUAAGUGACAAAGUUCUUUUACUGAUUAUUUUUUAGUGAUAAAUGUGCCUGUUGAUGAUUGAUGCCUCUGCUAAGCAAUGGGGUCAUCCAAGGGUUGGGGGAUAUUUUCUGCUGUGGAUGCACAGGUGGCUGGUUUAUCCUAUCCAUGCCCACAAAAGACAGUGGCAGAAUGGGUAGGGGAUGCUGGCGGCAGACGGUAGGUUGCUUGCUGUUGCCUUCUUAGUUCUCCUGGCCUGGGAAAGAGUAAGAUGACUCACAUUGCUGCAGGUUAUUCUAGCUACCUGGGGUAUUAAGCAUUUUGUCUUGCUUCCCAAACAGUUUGGGUACUAGGUUUGUUGGAACCCAAUUACACUCCUGGGUAAUGAGGCACCAUGGGAGUAAAGUGUUUGAAUAAGAACCUGGUACAUCAAGUUCUCAAAUGGGAACAUCUCUUUGUGGAGUCCUUGGAGGGUGGGCAGGGGAAUAAUUACUGUAUGUGGAAUGAGUUUUAAGGGGUUUUAUUUUUCAUGUGGAAUUUUUUAUUUGAAUUUUCCCUGUAGGACCACCAAGGUCAGCAUUACAAGCCAUGCUAGCCAACUUGGAGGGAGAGGAUGAAAUGCCUCAGUCAGCACCUUCACCGGCCAUUAUUAAUGUCCCUCCACCAGUUCGGCUGAGUGGAACUCGCGCCACAUCUGAGAUCCCACCCAUUGCAAGCGUUUCUGUCCCAGGGAAUGCAAGUGCUGGGGGUAAGCCUUCUGUGACCACACCCAUGGCCCCUGUGGAUGAACCAUUUGAGAGUGCCCUGGGUCUUGGUGAAUUGGCAAGUUUAACUGUUACCAAUGAGGCAGAAGCUCUCUCUUACGAGGUGAGUGGAUAACACACUUGUGUCAAUGUAUGUUCAACUUGAAAUUCAAGGUUUUUCUUUGAUGCUGAGAAGGAACUGUCUGUAAAACAGAGUGAUUUCAUUAAAGGGGUGAUUACCUACCUACUGUCAAUCUGUUUAGACUAUGCAUGUGCAACUACAUUAAGAAAAACAUAAUGCUGGGUUUGUGCUAUGAUUAUUACUAUUAACAUUAUUACCAUCAUUGUUACUGUUUUAAAAAUUUUUUUGGUUAAAGUUAACAAUUUCAAGGCAUUCCUUCAAGUUCUUUUUUGUUUCCAGUAUUCUAACUGCAUAGAUAUGUUUUGUUUUUAGCCAAACACAAAGGAAGAGUUCAGGAAAACAUGGAGCCCAAAGUUCACGCUCAGAAGGUAUUUCUAUUUGCUGGUUUGUUUUGCUCAUAGGAAAAUGAUUUUUAUAGAUUGGGUGGGAAGGGAAAGGGGAAUUGAUCUUCAUAUCAUAUAUCUUUAUAGAUUGGGUAGGGAGGGGAAGUGGAAUUGAUUUUGAUGAUGAGGGAGAGAUGAUACUAGGGAACAACCUAUGACCUAUUCAAUCCAAGUAGAAAGUAUUUGAGACUGUUUAUUGCUCUGAUUUGGUUGUUCUGAUUUUUUUUUUGUAGUUUGUGUUCUUUUCCUGUUGGUUACUUCAAGGAUUGUUCAUAUUUUAUCACACUUUACAAUUUACUUUGUAUUUGUCUGUUUAUUUGCAGUCAUUUUGAUAGCAUCAGGUCCUUAUACUUUCAUCCGACUGAAUCAGCUCUUAUAACAGCCUCAGAAGAUCAUUCACUUAAAUUAUGGAAUCUUCAGAAAACUGUUCCACAGAAAAAGUAAGAGGAGGUUUACUUGUAAAAUCAGCAAUAAUAAUAAUAAUAAUAAUAAUAGAAAGAAGCAGCCCUUUACAUGUCAAUCCUUGCUACUCAAAGUUAACAGUAAUAAAUUUUUAAAGGAUAAGCAACGAAUUAGGACCAGCAUGGCCGGUGGUUGGACAACAUUUUUACACGUUUUUAUUUGUUUUUUUCUCAGGACCAAUGUGUUAGAUGUGGAACCAAUUUAUACAUUUAGAGGACACAGGUGGGUUUUAAGAAACUUAUCAUUAAUUGUCCUCACUUUCUGCCAUGCAUUUCCUGGAAGGUCAGCUCAGAGAAUUUGAUUUUAAAUCAAACACCGUCUCGAUGUUGACAUUUUUCUCAACUCAUAACGUGUCCGCUUGAGAUUGUAUUGACGCGAUUAGGAGAUAUUUGUUAUUCGCCUCACUUGGAAGUAAUCGGCUUAAGGUAGGGUGUACACCAGCGAUAUUGUUAGUUCUAAAUUAUCAACCGUUUUCUGCUGUUCUUUUGUAGUGCUCCUGUCCUCUCAGUCGUAAUCAACUCUACAAGUGAGAUGUGUUUUAGCGGCAGCGCUGAUUCAACCAUCAUCUGUUGGAGUAUUCCUUCUCUUGACAUAGACCCGUACGGUCCUUAUAGUAAGUUUCUAAUAUCGUAAAAGUAGUUUUAAACUAAGUUUUUUAAGGAUUGUGGGAUGAUUGUACUGUUUUUGCCUCACUACCGUCGGUGAUUGGUCAAGAAAAUUCGCGCCACUUUCUUCACCAGAUGCAAACUAAAACCAAUCGCGAGUUGGUCAUUCACGUUUUUCCGCGCUUCAGCCAGUUUGUCAGAGCUGUCAAUAAGAUAGGAAGACGGCCAUGUUGUUUCGUUAGAUGACACGCAAGAUUUGAAACUAUUCGGUUUAAAUUUACUUGGCGUUUUACGAAGUUAACUCCAACCUUUUGAGCAAAUUUUGAACGUGGAGUCGAUUCACACUUCUAAACCUGUUACCGGUAAAUUAAGCUAUUCAUUGUGCUGAAAGGCUGGGAAAUGGCUGCGAUACAAAUUUCUUUUAUAGUAUUACCAUAGUUUACGAUUUCUCCCUAGAACUUGUGGUAGAAUGCAGUCAAAUUAGUUGGCUUGAGGUGGCAGACUAGCACGUAGUUUUGGCAUGCGAACGGGUCGUAUUGACAGCUUUGAAGGGAAUCCGAUUUCUCCUUGUCCCACCAUUGUAACAAUAUUCAACGGGUUUCUUAGAUGAACUUUUAUAUCGUUCCUAUUCAGAUUCGGAAAAUCUCAGCGGCAUGCUCGUAGCGCAUACAGAUGCAGUGUGGGAUUUGGCAGUUCAGACGGGCUCGCUACAGUUACUUUCUGCUUCGGCAGAUGGAACAUGUCGGUUAUGGAGUCCGACUUUAAAAUCCCCUUUACUGAAUAGCUACAUUCCUGAACAAGGUACAGUAAAUCACUUUCAAAGUUUCAAGUACUAAUCACAGAUGUUUUAUAAGGUGAUUCCCCAAAAAUCGCCCGAAUACCUCUAAUAGCUUCAAUAGAUUAGGCAAGUUUUCUCGCACACGACACUCCUCUUGAGACGCACUACUCUAGAGAUUUGGUAACCACUGGUAAAGCAGGGAAGAUUUUGAGGUCAAAACCGUGUCACCAAUCUUUUAUCUCGCCUCCUUCAACUAAUAAUCGUAGUAUUUAAAUGGAAAACUAUCCAUCUCUCGCCAUCCUGUUAUGGUAACCCUUGGCGAUAGGCUAGGAAAUUCGUGUCUAAGUGCUCAUGCCUUUUUAUUUACAGAGGGCUGUGGUGUUCCCACGUCGGUGGACUUCAUCCGCACUGAAACAUCACAAAUGGUAGCCUCUUAUUCAUCUGCUCAAUGUAUUAUUUAUGAUUUGGAGACAGCGACACCAGUUGUUUCACUCGACAGCGCAAAAACAUACAGUAAGUAAAAAACAGCGCCCAUUCGAAGGCACUAAUUUUUCUAUCAGCCAAUUUCUUCGUCGCUCAAAAUCCUCAGUUCAAAACUCAAAUCUAUUCUAUAAAUGAUUUGUGUUGAGGCUUAUGAUGUUAUGUAGCGAGACAACCGAUAGGCUAGUAACAAUUUUCGGAUCAAUAUCAGUGUCUGGGCAACUGCCCACCUACCCCUCCCUUAACCCAACAUUAACCUUAACUUGUUGUCAAUUUACUGUUGUUGAGUUAGGGGAGGGGUAGGUGGGCAGUUGCCCAGAUACUGAUAUUGAUCCCAAUUUUCUUGUGAUGAAGCCACUCAUUUUUCACCUACUCACCUUUUGAGUUGCUUGAGGAUUUGUCAGUUAUGCAACAUUGCUUUUUCUUUCUUUCCAUAGAUAAUUCACCUUCUACACAAAUAAACAAAGUAGUUAGUCAUCCCACCCUUCCCCUAACAGUCACAGCGCACGAAGACCGACAUAUACGCUUCUUUGACAACAACACAGGUAAGAAAAUAAAACGGCAAACUGUUUCAUGAUUGGCUAUUUGUGUUUGAUUGACGCUUAUGCAGCUGCAAUCUUCACUCUUCAAUCUUCUUCAAUCUUCACGCAAUCUAUCACUCGUAAUCAUACGAGUGUUAACAAAAUUGAACGACUGCGCCGCGAGGGUCCGAUUUGUUUCUCAACAGUAUGAUUACAGACCGAAUUGGACGACACGAAGUCUUAAUAUCAGUUAAUCAUUAAAACUACAAUUUCCGAGAAAAAAAGAAUAGCCAAGUUAUGAUAGAAACGGAAAAUUUGCAUUAAAAGACUGACAAAGGAGGCGUAAAUUAUUUUAUGUCGUUCUGAAACUGACUUUGAAUGACAACUUGAAAAUUUAGUAUUGAUAAUUGCGUAAUACAAGUCAUUUAUUAUUAUAACUUUGAAUGUGAUGUUUAAUUUGAACUACAACUUUGAAUGUGACUGGCUUAUUGAACUGUCAAAGGCCUCCGUUUUCACCUGCCAAUUUCUUGAAGAGAAGCGUUUCCAUUAUGAGGAUUCAAAGACUGCUUUUGGAGUCGCUUUUAAAAGUCUUCGUUUUCAUUAGCAUUUACAAACGUAUCAGUAUGAAUGAAACGACGAAAACGUUUCGAAAAAGAACCUUUUUAAAGCGAAAACAUUUUUGCGUGAAUAUUUCUUCAUCAAAGGCUUACUUCCACUUUAUUCGAAGGCCUUGUUUGAAGCGGAAACCUUUUAACAAAGAAUUUUUCUCUUUCCUGAAAGAAACAAGAAGCGUUUUAGAAGGCAAAAUUUGCUUCGCAAUCGGAAAUGAAAACACGUGGCCUUCUAGGGACACAGAUCGAAAAAGAGGAUGACAAAGAUCCCUAAUGUGUCUUGUCUUUUGAGAUGAGUUGAAAAGACCUUGAUCGCGUUCAGAUUCUACACAUGAGUCUUCUAGGACACUAUUUAAGACACAGAGAAGAAUUUCGAGGUACCCAGCGAACUGCAACCGAAGCUCUCUCUCUCUCUCUCUCUCUUUCUCAAUAGUUAAGCUUUUUUCUCCCUAGCCGUUAUAAGUUUUCUCUUUUCAAUCUACGCUUCUCCUCGGAAGAAUCAUGUCGAACGGCACCGUUUUGGUGACAAAUGACGGAGAAGAAAAAUUCACGGCGACUUCUAUAGCUCAGUUCGUUUUCCUGGCAACCAUGUUCUUGUUCGCUGUGGCUGGAAAUGGUUUGGUUUGCUACAUAGUUUACCGCUUCAAACAUCUACGCACCGUGCCGAACGCUCUGAUCGUAAACCUCUCAGUGAUCGAUUUGUUCAAUUCUCUGGUCAAUAUGCCGCUCUUUGUGAGCUUCUACAUUUUCAGACUGGAUGUCUUCAAAGGAAAGUGGAUCACCUAUGUGUUUUCUUCUUUGCAUAACUACAUCAUAUACUUGAACGUGUUGACGCUCAUGGCCCUAAUGGCUGAUCGUUACGGCGCCAUUGCGUUUAAGUUUCGGUACCACUCUUGGAAAACCAAAAAAAAAGCGUACCGCGGAAUCGCUCUUAUCUGGGUCACGGGUACGGUGUUGAUAAUAUCCUUAGGUUUUUAUCGCGACAGAAUUCUAUCCCAUUAUGAGGACUUGCCUCUGAUGGAGUACCGUCGAAUUUUAUAUAAAACUGGGGGUUGGAAAGUUGCUUUGGCCCUGUUCGGUGCCCCUUUGGUUGUGAUAACCGUUUUAGGUGGACUUAUCUGGCGGUCUGUCAAGGCAAGUCGUAAGCGGAUCGAAGACUUAACUGGUAGAGAUGAAUGCACUUCUCAAGGCAAAAAAAUGCUGGACCUCCUCCGAAAAAAAGAAAUUCAAACCACUCGGAACAUUAUUAUCGUCGUGGUGACUUACUUCGUUUGCUUCGUGCCUGCAAUGGCGCUUGGUAUUUGCCUGAGAAGAGAUAUCACAGUUCCUUGGUUGGAAUACUUCGCCUUUUUCUGCUCUUAUCUAACCAGCGCGUGUAGUCCGAUCGUUUACUCGUUGCGCACUUGUCGAUUCAAACAAGUCAUCCGAGAGCUGUUCACGCCAAAUAGAAAUCGCCCAGUGUUUCCAGUUGAACUAUAAAACGUGAAAAGCAAUUGAAACGUAUUGACAAGUGCAUAAUUUUUUUUGAAGCCACCCGACAAUGUAAAGCGAAAUCUUGUCUUUAUUAUUUAGCGACAGUUGUGUUUUAUUUUUCUAAGGAAAAAAUGUAACGAGAGUGGACAUUUAAUCAAAACUUAUUCUUUGAAGAUACUGCGGGACAGAAAGACUUAGAAAAUAACAGGCAAUAAAUGCAUGCUUUUCGCAAAAAUUUUUUUCUUCGCUUUGGUUUAUUAUUUAAUAUUUAAGUGCUAAUUGGGGUGUACGAACAGAUUAUAGUGUUAUUCUUUGCCAGCGGACAUAAGCUCUCGAAUCAUUAAAGUCUGCCUCUUCUAAAUCACAUUUCUUGUUUUAUCUCAUGCAAUCCAAAAGAAAACCAUGCUAAAAGCUGACGUGUAUAGGGGCGGACAGGCUGACGUAAGCGGGUCGGGAAAAAGCCAGCCGACCCCGGAAUUCCUAUCGUGGACGUAAACUUAAAAUAAAACAAAAAAAAGGGGAAAAAAGUCGCGCUUUUCGGUGAAUUGGGUAUUUUCUAAUUCCGAUUUUAAGGAAGGAAGAAGAAAAAUUUAAUUGUGAACUUUUCUGUGGUGUUCAGCGCGCGCCCGUUUAUGUAUGAAAUCGCGUUCGUUUUUGGUUCAAACGUAAUUUCACUUUUUGCACAGAUCAGACGUCCUCUGGUAAAAUACUGAGUUUGUUGGAGCCGAACGGGAGAAAUAUUUUACCCGUUCGGGCCUGCCGUUCAGUACACAAGUAUAUUUGUUUCGUUAAAAUUUUAGUGAAUAGGUGUUAUUUUUAACUCGUGCAAAGGAGUUUUCAUGGGGACUCCGAUACGUAGACACUGUGGUAAUUAGUCGUUAAUUAGUCCCGAACUCGCCCAAACACGAAAUCAUAGUAGAGUGGUAUCCGCGCAGAAAACGAUAGAGAGGCUUUGUUGCUAUUUAUACCAAUCAUCAUUGCUUUAAGUACACCUUCCAAGUGAAAAAAAAUUUAUCAAGCUCAGGCACAAACCUAAUACUGUGGAUCGCUUUGAUUGUUUAUGAUCUAAUGUAAAACAUGAACUGUGAUUAAAUUCAAUUAUGUACACAUUGGCGGCUGGAUUGAUCAGAAGCGGACGAUAAACGCAGGAUACUACUUUGUGCUGUUUUCUUGGUCUUAUAUGCGUUUAUUACUCUGCGGAGUUGGAUGUUUUCCAUGAUUGUGGGUCUCUCCAUGGUUCUCCGGAACCUUGGCUUUUAAGAUAAGAGCAACCUUGCAUUGCUACAAGACCAAUAAUUACAAGUUCACGACCAUGUUUCAUCUUUAUACUAAGUGCUUUCUGCACGAGUUGGCCAUAGGGAUUCUUAGAUUAGAUAAAGGAGAUAGUUGAAAUUAUUUGACAUAUGGUGUUUUAAUCGAUUUCUUUUGUUCAGCCUCAUUCCAUAUUCAUUAGGUAAAGGUGGUUUCAAUUAAGAUCAAAAUGAACAUUUACGCUCCCAGAAAAGAAAAUCGAAAAACAAAAUUGUCCUCUGCGAAAUGAAAGAUCAAUUUUGGGUAGAAUUGAUGUUUAUCAGGGUUUCUAUUCGAAGUGUUUUUUUUUUCUGAGUUCCUUGUCUCGAAUUAUAAAGUUGCGCAUAUCAGUCUUCGUUCGAUUUUGCGGAGCAGGAUUAUUUAUGAUUGUAUCGUCUAAUAUCGACAACAUUUUAAGGAAAGGAAAUCGUUUUUGCUAGGAAUAAUAAGCAUGCGGUUGUAUUUACAGUUGUGUGAUGUUUGUUUGUUUUUUGUUUUUUAGGUAAACAAAUUCACACCAUGGUAGCUCAUCUUGAUGCUGUAACCAGCUUAGCAGUGGACCCCAAUGGGUUGUACCUCUUAUCAGGAAGUAAGGACAGCAGUGAUAUUUUCUGUGUCAGUAUUCCCCAAUCCCGCAUCCAAUCGACAUCUGAGUGCCUCUUCAAAUGAGCCCAGUUAACUGUACUGGCUCAUUUUCUUAGAUUUCCCUUUCUUGAGAAAGUAAAAAAAAAUUAACGUUUAUGUUCCAGGUACAGAGAUCUUUGGUACCUUUUUUUGUGGAUUUUAGGCUUGUUUCAAUGAGGGGCUAUUACGCGAAAUAUCAGCUUUCAGGGUAGUGUCUGUGAGGUGAAUCUGUCGUGAAGAGUUGAUAAUUAUGUAAUCCUUUGAUGAGAUGUUUGGCUUUAAGUUCUGACAGAUUUGUGUUGUACUCGGAUUUUCUUUGACACAAGGUGUUUUAAAUGAAUUCUUACCAUCACAACUCGACAUGAUCGUUGUCAAAAUCUCAGUCGCAUCCCAUGAGGUUCGAAACGUGAUUGAUGCUAGUAGAGACCUCAUUAUCAAUUAUGUUGAUAUAGCUACAUAUUGUGCAUUUUACCGACAACACGAUAAAAUUACCUCUUUUUUUCCGUUUAGGUCAUGACUGUUCCAUUCGUCUUUGGAACUUGGACAGUAAAACCUGUGUCCAAGAAAUCACCUCGCAUCGGAAGAAAUUUGAUGAAGCGAUAUACGACGUUGCUUUUCAUCCCAAUCGACCGUACAUUGCUAGUGCGGGCGCGGAUGGAUUAGCUAAGGUGUUUGUUUAA
Molecule: messenger RNA, 15586 nt
Organism: Pocillopora meandrina
Lineage: Eukaryota; Metazoa; Cnidaria; Anthozoa; Scleractinia; Pocilloporidae
Source: the annotation of a GenBank genome assembly